CCUCCCCUUCCGUCGCCAUCCGCGCGGGGCCGCAGUGCCGCCUACAGGCCCGGAGGAGCCACAGUGCCGUCCCCAGGCGGCUGGGACCUCCCUGCGGGGGCGGGGCACGCGAGGGGUCAGGGCCCGAGGUCCUGGGCUUGAGAGUCUCGGGCGGGGAGUGGAACCACGGUCCUCGCCCUGCAGCUCGCCCCGCCCUGCUAAUGGGACCGGCCAGCCCGGGAGGCCCCUGACCCUUGGGGAAGCCCGCUGGGCGAUGGGGACCCUCGCCUCCCGCCAAGUGAGCUGUGAACCACGUCCUGCGCAACCUCUCGCUCUCCAAAACUGUUUGUAAUAUUUAAACGAUAUUUGGCUUAGGAGAAUUUCAUAAAGUUAGCCAGAUCUCGGGUCUCAAUUUAGACUCGGGGUGCUGGGGGGCAUAGUAUCCCUGGAGUACAUUGGACAGCAAAAGUCCAAUCGUUGCCUGCCGAGUGGACCUGCAGUGCUUAAACCCCGUCACCCGGCUGGCGGGGUCCCAGGCCCUGGGGUUUCUUUCGCCCGGGAGUCCACGCCCUGAUGCUGGGAUGGCCCUGUCCCCCUGCGGGUGGCUGGGGGCCUGGGGCUGCCUCACACGACGGUCCCAGCAGGGAAUCUCUCGACGUCCCGACCUUCCCGGCCCUUGGGGAGUCGCCCGGCAGGUUCCGGACCCACCCGCAGAGGAACCCGGCCCACGCGCGGCGCCUUUAAGGCCCCUCCGCUGGCUCCCCAGUCACGUGACCUGGCCGUCGCUUGGCAACAGGACGCCGCGGAGUCCUGCUUCUCCUCCAGGCGCAAUGGCUGAGGAAUGCCCCAGAGCGUGCGCGGAGCCUGUGGCGCCCAAGGCCACGGCCCCGCCGGAGAGGACCAGCGACUACUACCGCGUGAGCGCGGACCUGCCGGGCAGGUUCAACAACCCGGGGUGGUUCCGGGGCUACAGAACCCAGAAGGCUGUCUCAGUGUACAGGACCAGUAACCAGGCUUACGGGAGCAGAGCCCCCACCGUGCACGAGAUGCCUCGGGUGGAAUGUUCCGGAACAAUACUCUCAAUGUUUACCUGGAGAAAAGCAUCGUGACUGGCCCCGAUAACUGCAUCACCUCCUGUGACCGGCUCAACUUCCACCCCAGUUACAACAUCAACAGGCCAUCCAUCUGCGAUUGAGGGGCUGGAAACUCCCUCUAGGAGUCCUCUGACCCCAGGGCCUCCUGGAAAAUCAUCGUCCCUCAUCACCCACAGUCGCCCGAUUGUGACGGCACAGACUGCGCUGCCUUCCCUGAAAAUAUUAUUCGUCUGCAGAGUAGGAAAAUAUGCAAACGGGGCCAUGAAGUCCUGCCAUUUCACAUCUAAUAAGUACAUGGGAAAGAUGCUAAUGGUUGACUUUGCAUUAAAAACGUUGUCACAUCCUGA
Molecule: messenger RNA, 1420 nt
Organism: Pan troglodytes (chimpanzee)
Lineage: Eukaryota; Metazoa; Chordata; Mammalia; Primates; Hominidae
Gene: PIERCE1
Product: piercer of microtubule wall 1
Exons: 3
Coding region: 561-1088 (175 amino acids)
Biological process (GO): axoneme assembly
Cellular component (GO): axonemal microtubule
Source: RefSeq, a predicted model, not a curated record